Molecule: messenger RNA, 1701 nt
Organism: Procambarus clarkii (red swamp crayfish)
Lineage: Eukaryota; Metazoa; Arthropoda; Malacostraca; Decapoda; Cambaridae
Product: lethal (1) G0469
Source: RefSeq, a predicted model, not a curated record
UACUCGUCGAGAGUACACGCUUCUUCUCAGUCGAUUACCAGAUUUCAUCCACGCUAAUUCUAUUGAGAGGUGCUCGAGUGAGACCACAAAACAUUGCAUUAAAUCCCAUAGUAUUAGAGUCUUUACUACCAGAAAGUGAAAUAGCGGUGUUUAUAUAACUUCAAACUUGAUUACACCGGUUGUUCCUAAAGUUGGUUUACCGUGCAGCCGACUGUCAUAUGCCUUCUGCAGAUUAGAGUGGAGGUGGGGGCCUUCAUUCAUUUAUCUGCAUGUGUGUUACUAAAAAAAUAAAAUUUAGUAUUAUUUAAGUUUUGGGAACACUGGUAACAGUAGUGACUAAUAAUCUUAGAUUCUCAGUUAUCAUUUAGUGACGUAACGAACGGGUGCCACCGUAGUUCGCGCGAAGUUUAAACAGUUGAACGAAGCGGUUGCAAUCAAGAUAAGCGAGCUUUUGCCGCAAUAUCCAGGUGUGAGAAAAGCCAAGAUAAACCGGCACCAUGAUGCAAGUGAGCACAAUGUACGCCCAAUCUCUGGAGCGUCAGUUAGUUUCGAGGCGUUCUCAACUCAUCCACAACCUCUCCCGCUCUAGCUGUGUUCAGGCGGAACCGAUGCGACAAGCUGCCGACGCCCCAACGUUGGACCCACUACCCCCUCUGCCGCCACCUCACAGCAAGCAGGAAGGUCUUCACAUCGGUGACGUCGACCCAAAGGAGUGUACCGACCGUCUGUGUCGCCUGCCGUCACAACACCGAGGAGGACACAUGUUAGGUUCGCCCCGACGACAUAACGCGGCGACGGCUGUGGUGUCCGCGGCGCGCCUCACGCAGUCUACCGGCAACCUCACCGUGCACUCCGACCUCUCCCUCCUCAGGAAGAAAGAUGACCACCCAUUAUCCCUGUCCGCCCCUCAUUCCCCAGUCCUUGACAAAAAAGCAGCGAAGAAAGCAAAGGAGAAACAAGAGAAAGAGGCCAAAAAGAUGCCUUCUAACUUCAUGCUGCUGACGCCAUGGUUCACCAGACAGAACUCUGAGAAACUACUGUCGCAGGUCCGCUCUGGCGAUAUCCUAGAGUUCAAUAUUAAACUUCAUCACCACUGGGGUAUCGCCAUCGUGCCCAAAAAUAAAAAGCCUAGUUUGGCGACGCUAGAGUUGGCGCAUCUGCUCAGGGAUAAGGACGGGCGCCAAAGGGCUGUCCGGCAGCCCCUGAAGGACUACUGGCACGAGGGCGUCACCGCCAGGGUCAACAAUUCCAGGGAUGUGCACAAGCCACCUAUGGCCGCGGGCGAGGUCACCUCAGCAGCUCUGAAGCUGAUCGUGCAGCCUUACCGCGUGUGGCAGAACUCUGAACAGAUGGUGGUGUCGUGUCGCUAUGGUGACGGCCAGCGAGCACGUCAGCUGAGCGACGCUGCCAGGUGGGGCUCGCUGAGCAGGUGUGUGGGACUGUGGCUGACCCUUACUUCCUCCACACAUACGUCUCCCACGGGUUCCCCUGGACCUCUCCGGAAGAGAACAGUGUCAGUGAACUUCUGAGGUAGUGAGCGCGUUGCCGUGCUUGACAUCGACUAAUUUUAGAUAUUAUUUUUAGAGGGAAAGUUGUUAUGAAGAUUUUAGAGUACUGUAUUAUUAUUAUUUUUUUUUUUUUAAUAGAAUUUAUUUAAAGUGUUGUACAGAUAGAUUAUAUUUUGAUUUAUUACGUAUUGCA